Podospora pseudocomata is the source of this 6246-nucleotide messenger RNA. RefSeq lists its product as uncharacterized. The transcript is spliced from 4 exons. Gene Ontology annotation, biological process: biosynthetic process. The coding region runs from base 4178 to 5959 and encodes 593 amino acids. Lineage: Eukaryota; Fungi; Ascomycota; Sordariomycetes; Sordariales; Podosporaceae. The record is from RefSeq and is a predicted model, not a curated record. Gene Ontology annotation, molecular function: geranylgeranyl diphosphate synthase activity; intramolecular lyase activity.
AUUUUGGAUGGACAAAUAUCCACUGACACUGGUCCGGAGGCGUCUCCGGUCUCUAUUGGUGAGGAGGUUGUGGUGUGUGGACAUCCACAAGAGGCCUUCAUCGGUUUGUGUUCCCUGCAAGACCCUUUUUGCAUUCUUGCGCGACCCCUUGUCUGCUUUCCUCAUGGCUACACAAGGAGAUGUCAUGACGAGGUAACUUCUUUUUUCUGUUGCUUCACUUUCGCCCUGCUCUUAGCCCUUACCAGAGAACCAACUGAAGAUCGCCAUCAUCGUUCCAUCCUCGAGUCCUCGCUAGCGGCAAACCCCAAUAUCAACCCGACCACUCCAGAAAGAACGACUUCCUUCUUUGCGGCAAAGAUUGGUUCAUGUUUCACGGCAGCAACUCUGGUACCUAGAAAUGUUUUAUUGUUCGACUCACCCGCUGCUGUGCUAUCGGAAAGCUUUGAAGGCUGAUAUUCGAGGAACUUUAGUCCCAAAGGUUCGCGUUGCCAAGUCUGGGGGAAACCCGCUAACAGCGGGAGGACCUGUUCCCUAGCCGUUCAGCCAGCUUAACCGAUUUCCCGGGUCCGGAAACGGGGCUGAUAACUGCCACGUGUGGCUCUAUCAGGUUUGCCGCAACAUGAAGACGGUCGAAUCUAGAUUUGAGCUGACUUUCCUGGUAUCCUUGCUGGGAUGACAGCUCCCAUAUGGAAGGGUCCAGCCAUGACUGAAGAUAUCAGCUUGACAUCGAGACCCUCUUGCUCUCUAAUCCAACCAUGUCGACUGUCUAGCUCCCCAGGAAAUCCCAGCUGAGUGAUUCCAGCAAAGCUUUUGCAAAAGUCGGUGUGGUUGAUCUGGAUCCAUGUGCGGGCAGCGUGAGGGUAUACCUACAACCUCACGCGAUACGAUGGACCCAGGUACCCAACAUCACGGUCAAUGACCUUGUUCCUAAACUCAACGAAACGGCAUGCCGCUCACAUGUCUCUGAUUGUACCAGUCGCAUGGUCAUCAAUCACCCUUCUCAUCGUCGAGACUUUUUUUUUUCCCGAGACAGAUCACUUUCCAUGCACGGCACAUUCGAUUCCGUCACCGUGCAUUUCACUAUCCACCCACCCGCUUCCUGGUCUGAUCGCGAGGUUUGACGACUUGCGCAUCGAUCAGAGCUUCUAUUCCUCGUCGGAAAUGCCAUCAUUCUGUUUCAGACCCUUCAUACCUAGGGUCUUGGCUGGAAUGUCUUGGAUGCUGAACAAUAUUCUUGUCAUCAAGGACAUGUUCCCGGGUGGGUGCUAUCAAGGUUACGGUGCAGAUUUAACAGGCAUCACUUGGGCGGUUACUACCACCACAUGACCUUGGUUGACCACCUAGAACGUUCCGAGCCUUUUCGGGCAUGGGAUAGACGCCGCCGUGGGUUGAUUUAUAUCGACGUAUAUUGACUCUUGUGGGAACUUUGGCCUGGUCGAUGCGGGAUAUCCCUCGUUCAGCGGUUGAAUCGGGCGGUAUAUAUGCAUUUCGGCGACCCCGCUGUAGGACCCUGCGACGGACCCUCGGCGGCUGUGGGUGUUGUGGAAGAGGAACAACCUGCCGCCACGAGGUAGCCAUAUGGUUCGUGGGGGUAGAGACGGAUGAUAUGUUCCGACGGGAGAUGGACCCGGCGGCCGCGAUAUUCUUCGCAUGCGGCUGCACGGGCAUUGGUGCUUGAGCUUGAUGUAAAGGUAGGUAGGUCCUUGGCCCACGUGUGCUUGAGAGGCACAUAUGCGUAAGCUUUUACAUAUGUAUGUAGUCGUCUCUUGAUCUUGCGUUCUUGGCUGCCUUUGGAUUCGAGUACCUUACCAGAACAAAGAGUACUAAGAGCCUGACCAAGAAUCUCUUACUUGUUUGAACAUGAUCCUCCACUCUAUGUCUGAAAAGCCGUAAAACUGCUAUGUAGGCCGCUGAUAUCAUAUCAUAUGCACCAACAAGCCCGUGUCCCACUAUUGCUCUCGGCGCAUGGUCUUCCAACAUGACGAUGACUUUCCUCACCUAUCAUACACCUCCCCCAAUUCUAUUCAAAACUCGGCAUGCGCAUCCUGCACCUUUCCCCCCCAACUAAACUUCUUCUUACCCUCCCCCUUCCCAUUCCCCUUCCCCCCUACAAACAACGCCUCCGCCUUCACCGUCACAUGCCCCGUAGCCGGCUCCUCAAUCACCGCGUCCACCCAGCUCUUGUAAUGCCUCUUCCCCCUCUCACGUUCAGGCAACUCCUCCUCCGUCCUUGGUCUUAUUCUUAUGAUAUAGAACCCAUUCGCCAACGUCGCCUUUUUGUAUUCGAUAUUCAGCUUGGCGGUCACACCCGCCAGCCCACCCCAUUGCUUAAACGCCGCCCUACCGCAGCUCUCAUCCAGAAUGGUGGCUAAACACCCCCCGUGAACAACACCCGGCCAGCCGAUGGUGGCCGGACCGAAGAAGAUCACCGAGACGAGCUCGCCGGUGGAGGCGUUGUGGAAGAUGCGCUGGUAGCCGCCCACGCCGCGGGAGCCGCGGAGGGUGUGUGCUGUUAUGUGCUGGGCGCGGUGGGAGGGGGGGAGGGUGUUGUAGGCUUCCCAGCUGGUCCAGGCUGGGUCGGAGGAGAGUUGCUGGACGAUGGGGAGGCGGGAGGCUUGGGAGUGGAGGUCGGAGAUGACGUAUUUGUCUUGGUCGGUGUCGGGGGUGGGAGGGGUCGGGGGGGAGAUGAAGAGGCGGAGGGUUGAGCCGCCGAUUGUGCCGAGGAGGAGGAAGGUGCCGGCGAAGAGGAGGCGGGAGAUCAGACGGCGGCGGUUGGGGCGGCGGUUGGGGAUGGUUUUGGUGAUGAGAGACUCUGGGGGAGGGGGAGGGGAAGCGUCGCUGAUGUGGAUGGUUUCCUGGAGGGGUUCGGAAGGGGUUUGUGAGGGUGGUGGUGGUGGUGGUGGUAGGUUCCGGGUCGACCGGGAGAUUGAGAACGCGACGGCGGCGAUGAGGUUUGGUCGGGGUUGGGCGGGGUUUUGCCGGUGGGCAAGCCGCAGGAGCGGACGGUAGGUGUGUAUUCUCGGGACCAUUUUCGGGAUGUGUGGUUGCGGUUGUGAUCUCGGCGAUCGGCGGAGGUGACACGGAGGAAAAAGGUUGGCUUGAUUAAGGGUUGGUGUUUGGUUGAAUUGCGGUGCCGUGCCGGUUUCCACGUUCCGUCCGGGCCGAGGCCGAGCAGACAAGAGGAUUUGCGCCUUGGUUCUGAUUGGCUGAUGAUAAAAGUGGGAUGCCAAGCGCUUGGAAGCGGAAUCUGCUUGUUUUGCCGUGACAGCGGUGUCGAUCGGGGCAGGGGUUUGUGCGAUCUUUGACAUCCACAACCGUUUUCAGAGAUCAACGAUCACAGCCUGAUGCGGGCGAUGAGGACAUGGCAUUUUUCCAUUUGUUUCCGAAUUCCCCAGACGACCGGAUCGGAGGGAGUCACUGCCAGUCUUGGCCCUUGAUUUAGCAGCAAUUACUCACCAAACCCACGAUCACCUUGCCUUCUUGGGCCUAGUUCGUCCUGUCGCUCUAUCGCCAUGUCGCAGAUCGAAGCCGCUCUUGUCAGUGCCGUCCCAUGCGGUCCCGUGCCAGCGGCGCUCUGGCGUACUUUUGUUUCCGGCAAUGUUACUGCCGGCGGCGCUUUUGACUUUCCAGGGCACUCCGUCCGAUCCAGAACCGCAUCUGACAGGUCACCGGGCUCUUGCUCAUCAGGGCUGAAUAUAUGCGGGUCAUCCGUCUUGGGACCCAGCUGCACUGACAUCAGGAUUACGGGGCAGUUCGUCCGAUAGAUGUGAGAGCCAGGCCAGGGUCAACCCCCAUCGAAAUCGAUUUGUUUGGCGCUUCUAUCUCGACAUGUUGCAGUGGGUUUGAGUGCUUAGAUAUGGAUCCUCCAAGAAAAAGGGCGGGCACUGCCACGGGUCCCGAAGGGCUGGCCCCUUCUUUGAUCGAUGACGAAAGGGUUCAUUUUGCUUGGGGUCCCGUCCUUUCUUUCCCCUGGAUGUGUAGCUUUGCUCUCUCUUUCACCGCAAACGAAUCGUCACUCUCUGUCAUGACGCGCUGGAUUGACUUGUAAACGCCUCAUUUUUUUGGUUGGGAUCGACACGUGCUUUACUCUCUCACCGUUUGGGCCCCUGGGACGAGCCAAGGCUUGGAGAACCCCGGAAUAACCUCAUUACACGACCACUCAAACACGCUUUUCAUCAUGGCUUACGAUUAUGCCCUUGUACAUUUAAAAUACACGAUACCCCUUGCUGCGUUGCUUACAGUUAUCGCCUACCCAAUAUUCCACCGAAUACACUUCCUCCAGAUUGGGAGUCUAAUAGUUGUCUCCUUCCUCGCGACGCUACCAUGGGACUCAUACUUGAUCAGAAGCAACAUUUGGACCUACCCGCCAGACGCCAUCAUUGGGCCUCGUCUCUAUGGAAUUCCAAUUGAAGAGCUGUUCUUCUUCGUGAUUCAAACAUACAUCACCUCGCUCUUCUACAUCCUCCUCAGCAAGCCAUUGUUCCACCCUCUCUACCUCAGCACCCAGAGAAACCCACCGCAACGAAUCGCCAGAGGCAAGGUUAUCGGACAGGGCAUUCUCGUCGCAUUGACGCUCUAUGGUGUUCACCAGAUUAGAACUGGCGGUCCUGGCACCUAUCUGGGACUUAUUCUGGCAUGGGCCUUCCCAUUCGCCUUGUUGACCUUUACUGUUGCGGGCAGAUUUAUUCUAACCCUGCCCUUGACCUCCACUGUGGUUCCGAUCAUCAUUCCGACAGUCUACUUGUGGCUCGUGGACGAGCUGGCUUUGGGACGUGGAACUUGGGCCAUUGAGUCCGGCACGAAGCUGGGAUGGUGUCUGUUUGGUGUCCUUGACAUCGAGGAGGCUACCUUCUUCCUCGCGACCAAUAUCCUCAUUGUGUUCGGCAUGGCAGUUUUUGACCAGUACUUGGCCAUCAUCUUUGCCUUCCCUCACCUGUUCCCCAAGGUGCCUCGGUCUCCCACGCCUUUGAUGUUGGUCCAGAGCCGGUUCUCAAACACCAAGCAAUACGAUCUCGAAAGGAUUGCGGGCCUGUCCGACGCUGUGACUCGGCUGAAGGCAAAGAGCAGAAGCUUCUACCUGGCCAACUCGCUUUUUACCGGCCGUCUUCGCAUCGAUUUGAUUCUUCUGUACUCCUUCUGCCGCCUCGCCGAUGAUCUCGUCGACGACUCCACCUCCCGCGCCGAAGUCAAGUCCUGGACCACCAAGCUCUACAAGUUCCUCGACCUCCACUACAAGUCCGACGUAAAAUCCAACAAAGCCCGGAUCAACGACUAUAUCGACGAGGCUUUCCCACCCGAGGCAAAGUCAGCACUCAAGUAUCUCCCAGCUACCAUUCUCCCCUCUCAGCCUCUCUACCAACUCAUCGAGGGCUUCGAGCUCGACUCCCAAUUUUCUUUUCAUGACUCCUCCGAGUCGGCCAAGUUCCCCAUUGUCGACGAGGACAAGCUCAACUACUACGGCCAAUGCGUGGCGGGAACAGUAGGCGAACUCUGCGUUGCUCUCAUCAUCGAGCACUGCGAGCCAGAGAUGCCUGAUGAGCGCAAGAAGAUGCUCAUGUCGGCUUCACGAACAAUGGGCGUGGCGCUGCAGUAUGUCAAUAUUGCACGGGACAUUGUUGUAGAUGCCGAGAUGGGAAGGGUCUACCUUCCCACUACCUGGCUCAAGGAGGAAGAUCUCACCCCAGAAGACGUCGUCGCCCAUCCAAGGGGGAAACAUGUGGAGAACCUGAGGAGGAGAUUACUGAGCGAGGCGUUCAAGUUGUAUGAUGAGGCGAGGCCGAAAAUGAAUGGGAUUCCCAAGGAGGCGAGGGGGCCGAUGAUUGGGGCGGUGGAGACGUAUAUGGAGAUUGGGAGGGUGCUGAGGGAGUUGGAGGGGGGUGUGGAGUUGGAGAGGGGAAAGGCGACUGUUCCUGGGGGGAGGAGGUUGAAGACGGUGCUUAAGGCCUUGUUUUCUGCUUGAUUGAUCCGUUUUUAAGGUGAUCAAUAAUAGGGAUUCUAAAGAGACGGACGUGUUUGACUUUGUAUAUAUGGGGGGCGUGCCAGUGUUGAGCAGACAAGGGGAUGGGUUUCAGCAUUUCACUCAUAGCGAGCUGAGGAGUAUGUCCUUUUUCGAAACAUUCCUUUUUCGUGUACACCUAGACCGUUGGCGAGUUCGAAAUAAUCUUUCUCCGCUUCUUCACACAUUAUUUUGUGGACUUAGUCGUGAUAGCACAACCUCAACAACGGAAAUAGCCGAGCUCGAGCCAA